Molecule: messenger RNA, 1161 nt
Organism: Mauremys reevesii (Reeves's turtle)
Lineage: Eukaryota; Metazoa; Chordata; Testudines; Geoemydidae
Gene: FOXD1
Product: forkhead box D1
Exons: 1
Coding region: 1-1161 (386 amino acids)
Biological process (GO): cell differentiation; anatomical structure morphogenesis; regulation of transcription by RNA polymerase II
Molecular function (GO): RNA polymerase II cis-regulatory region sequence-specific DNA binding; DNA-binding transcription factor activity, RNA polymerase II-specific
Source: RefSeq, a predicted model, not a curated record
AUGACUCUGAGCUCGGAGAUGUCCGAUGCCUCGGGGCUGGCUGAAGAGACCGACAUCGAUGUGGUGGGCGAGGGCGAGGAGGAAGACGAGGAGCCCCGGCGCGGCGGGCGCCCCUAUGCCCAGGAGGAGGAAGAGGAGGAGGAGGAGGACGACGAGGAGGUGGGGGAGCUCCCCGAUGACAUCUCGCUGGCCAGGUCCCCGGCGUGCGGCGGCGCGGGCAGCUCCCCCGCCUCCUCCCAGCGCCCCUACAAGGCGGCGGCGGGCGGCGGCGGGGCCAGCAAGAGCAGCCUGGUGAAGCCGCCCUACUCCUACAUCGCGCUCAUCACCAUGGCCAUCCUGCAGAGCCCCAAGAAGCGCCUGACGCUCAGCGAGAUCUGCGAGUUCAUCAGCGGCCGCUUCCCCUACUACCGGGAGAAGUUCCCCGCCUGGCAGAACAGCAUCCGCCACAACCUCUCGCUCAACGACUGCUUCGUCAAGAUCCCCCGCGAGCCCGGCAACCCGGGCAAGGGCAACUACUGGACCCUGGACCCGGAGUCCGCCGACAUGUUCGACAACGGCAGCUUCCUGCGCCGGAGGAAGCGCUUCAAGCGGCAGCCGCUGCCGGCGCCCGAGCUGCUGCUGCGCGGGGUGGAUCCCGGCACCUUCCUGCAGCAGCCGCCGCCGCCGCAGCAGCCGGCGCCCUACGGCUACGGACCCUACAGCUGUGGAUAUGGCAUUCAGCUCCAGCCUUACCACCCCCACUCCGCCGCCCUCUUUGCCUUUCACCACCACUCCCCGCCGGCCCGGCAGCCGCCCCCGGGCGCCGCCGGCCCGGUCCUGCCUCCUGCCGCUGCUCCGGCAGCUCCUCCAGCCUCCUUACUGCCAGCGGCGGAGCUGGCCAGGACCUUCAGCUACCCGCCCCAGCUUAGCCCGUCCCUGACUUCUCUGCACGCUGACAAAUCCAGCAGCUCGGCUCUGGCCCGGUCCCCCUUCUCCAUUGAGAGCAUCAUCGGGGGGGCUGGCAGCAGCUGUGCCUCCCAGUCUGCAGUGGUUCCCGUCUUAGCCAGGUCUCUGGUUUCCUCUUCCUCCGUUUCUUCUGCCGCCGCGGCCUUAGGGGCACUGCACCAAGGGACAGCCUUGUCCAAUGUCGAGAACUUUACUGCUAGGAUCUCAAACUGUUAA